AACUCCAACCUCGUGCUCCAAGCCGACCGCUCUCUGAUCGACCGCACGCGGCGCGAUGAGCCCACGGGSGAGGUGCUGUCCCUGGUGGGCAAACUGGAGGGGACCCGCAUGGGGGACAAGGCACAGAGGACAAAACCCCAAAUGCAGGAGGAGAGGAGGGCCAAGAGGAGGAAGCGUGAUGAGGACAGGCACGACAUCAAUAAAAUGAAGGGGUACACGCUGCUGUCCGAGGGCAUCGACGAGAUGGUCGGCAUCAUCUACAAACCCAAAACCAAGGAGACCCGCGAGACCUACGAGGUGCUGCUCAGCUUCAUCCAGGCGGCCCUGGGCGACCAGCCGCGGGACAUCCUGUGCGGGGCGGCUGACGAGGUUCUGGCGGUGCUCAAGAACGAGAACUUCAGUCCUUCCUGGGACAAGGAGAUCCAGAAUAUGGAUAUGGGGUCACACGAUGAUAACAUUGACGAGACCUACGGGGUGAACGUACAGUUUGAGUCCGAUGAGGAGCUGGUGGCCUCGGGGGAGCUGAUGAGCUCCAAGAAGAAGGAGCUGCACCCUCGGGACAUCGACGCYUUCUGGCUGCAGCGCCAGCUCAGCCGCUUCUACGACGACGCCAUCGUGUCCCAGAAGAAGGCGGACGAGGUGCUGGAGAUCCUCAAGACGGCCGGAGAUGACCGUGAGUGUGAGAACCAGCUGGUGCUGCUGCUGGGCUUCAACACCUUCGACUUCAUCAAGGUCCUGCGGCAGCACCGCAUGAUGAUACAUUUAGAGGAGCGAUCGCGGCGGGAGCGCGUGCGGCAAUCCCGCAUGGACACCGACCUGGAGACCAUGGACCUGGACCAGGGCGGAGAGGCGCUGGCCCCGCGGCAGGUGCUGGAUUUGGAGGAUCUGGUGUUUGCCCAGGGCAGUCAUUUCAUGGCCAACAAGCGGUGCCAGCUGCCCGACGGUUCCUUCCGGCGCCAGCGCAAGGGCUACGAGGAGGUGCACGUGCCCGCCCUGAAACCCAAACCCUUCGGGGCCGACGAGGUGAGUGAGCUGGGGAACCCCAAAAAAGGGACCUGGGAGAUCCUUCCAGACCCUAAAGGGGCACCACGAGGGCUGGGAGGGAUGACACGGGAAUGGGGGGAUUGGGGGGGGAUCCGUGGGGACGAGCGCUCGGUGCCGCAGGGCGCGGGGAAGACGAACGUGGCGCUGAUGUGCAUGCUGAGAGAGAUCGGCAAACACAUCAACGUGGACGGCACCAUCAACGUGGACGACCAAAAUCAUCUACAUCGCCCCCAUGAGAUCCCUGGUGCAGGAGAUGGUGGGCAGCUUCAGCAAGGUCACUUUCGGCCCGUGCCCCUGGAGCAGACCUACGUGGGYAUCACGGAGAAGAAAGCCAUCAAACGCUUCCAGAUCAUGAACGAGAUCGUCUAUGAGAAGAUCAUGGAGCACGCSGGCAAGAACCAG
This is a messenger RNA of Malurus melanocephalus (red-backed fairy wren), 1446 nucleotides long. RefSeq names its product U5 small nuclear ribonucleoprotein 200 kDa helicase-like. NCBI's taxonomy places the organism in Eukaryota, Metazoa, Chordata, Aves, Passeriformes, Maluridae. The record is from RefSeq and is a predicted model, not a curated record.